GCACCAAGCCUGGAAGUUGUUUCUUGGCGUCAGACUCUGCCUCUGGGCCGCCUGUUCCGUCCCAGAGACACGGUACCAGAAUAUUUAAAUCACUGUGGCGUUAAAUACGUUUUAAUAUCUGAUAGGGCCAGUUUCUGCGCAUUGCACUUUUUUUUCCUUUCAGGAACGUGUUCGGGCCCGCGGCAGGGGGCGGGGUCGCGCCUCCGCCUCGGCUCUGGUUCCAGCCGAGCCUCACCGGCGCCGAGAUGGAAAUCCCGAGGCUGCUCCCGGCUCGCGGGACACCACAGGGCGGCGGCGGCGGCGGCGGCGGCUGCUGCCCCGCGGGCGGCGGCGGGGUCCACCGAGCCCCGGACUCUCUGGCUUGUCAGGUCCCCACGCGCCGCCUCCUACUGCUCCGGGGGGCCCAAGAUGGCGGGCCGGGGCCGCGGAGCGCAGAGGCCCAGAGGGCCUCACGGGGCCUGGGCCCGAGCCCCAGCACGAACCGGUUGGCGCCGAGGCCAGAUCACCCGAGCCGCGGCGGCGGCGGCGGCGGCGGCGGCGGCGGCGGCGGCGGCGGCGGCGGCGGCGGCGACGACUUCUUCCUGUUGCUGCUUGACCCGGUGGGUGGCGAUGUAGAAACAGUGGGCGCGGAGCAGGCCCGAGGGCCGGGGUGGAGGGAGGAGGCCGAGGCCGGCCCGGGGCCCGAGCGGCGCGAGAGCGGCGCGAACCCCGCGGGCCGGCCCGAGCCGGGCCCCCGCUGCCUGCCGGCCGCCCCGGCUGCGUCCCCGCUGCCGGCGGCCGGCCCGGGCCCCGCGGCGGCCUUCGCGGGCACCAUCACCAUCCACAACCAGGACUUGCUGCUGCGCUUCGAGAACGGCGUCCUCACCCUGACCACGCCCCCGCUGCCCGCCUGGGAGCCGCCGGGGGUCGCGCCUUUCCCGCAGCCGCAGCCGCAGCCGGGGGCCCUGAGCGGCCCGCAGGCCGGGUUUCCGCCCGCCGCCGCGGCGCAGCUGGGCGACUGCCCCGAGCUGCCCCCGGACCUCCUGCUGGCGGAGCCGGCGGAACCCGCGCCCGCGCCGGCGCCUCCGGAGGAGGAGGCCGAGGCCCCGGCCGCCGCCCAGAGCCCCCGCGGCGGGCCUCUGGUCCCGGGCCCGGGCGUGGUGCUGUACCUGUGCCCGGAGGCGCAGUGCGGGCAGACCUUCGCCAAGAAGCACCAGCUGAAGGUGCACCUGCUGACACACAGCAGCAGCCAGGGCCAGCGGCCCUUCAAGUGCCCCCUGAGCGGCUGCGGCUGGACCUUCACCACGUCCUACAAGCUCAAGAGGCACCUGCAGUCGCACGACAAGCUGCGGCCAUUUGGCUGCCCGGUGGAGGGCUGUGGCAAGAGCUUCACCACCGUGUACAACCUCAAGGCGCACAUGAAGGGGCACGAGCAGGAGAACUCCUUCAAGUGCGAGGUGUGUGAGGAGAGCUUCCCCACGCAGGCCAAGCUCAGCACCCACCAGCGCAGCCACUUCGAGCCCGAGAGGCCUUACCAGUGCGCGUUCUCUGGCUGCAAGAAGACGUUCAUUACUGUGAGUGCCCUGUUUUCUCAUAACCGCGCCCAUUUCAGGGAACAGGAACUCUUUGCCUGCUCUUUCCCGGGCUGCAGCAAGCAGUACGACAAGGCUUGCAGGCUCAAGAUCCACCUGCGGAGCCACACGGGAGAGAGACCCUUCCUCUGUGACUUCGAUGGCUGUGGCUGGAACUUCACCAGCAUGUCCAAACUCCUACGACACAAGAGGAAGCACGACGACGACCGCAGGUUCACCUGUCCCGUAGAGGGCUGCGGGAAGUCCUUUACCAGGGCCGAGCACCUGAAAGGCCACAGCAUAACCCACCUGGGCACGAAGCCUUUCGUGUGCCCCGUGGAAGGCUGCUGUGCCAGGUUCUCCGCCCGGAGCAGUCUCUACAUCCACUCCAAGAAGCACUUGCAGGACGUGGGCACCUGGAAAAACCGUUGCCCUGUCUCCACCUGUAACAAACUCUUCACAUCCAAGCACAGCAUGAAGACCCACAUGGCCAAAAGGCACAACCUCAGCCAGGACCUCUUGGCCCAGCUGGAAGCUGCGAACUCCCUUACACCCAGCAGUGAGCUCACCAGCCAGGGCCAGAACGACCUCAGUGGUGCAGAGCUAGUGUCCCUGUUCUCCGAUGUCCCUGGCCACAGUUCUGCUGCGGUGCUGGACACGGCCUUGGUCAAUUCUGGGAUCUUGACGAUUGACGUGGCCUCUGUGAACUCGACUCUCGCAGGCAGUCUCCCUGCUGACAGCAGUAACCAUUCCUUAGGGCCGGCGGUGGAACCCCGGGCCCUCAGGGCCCCCAGUGACCUUCCCCAGAGUCUGGACACCUCACUCUUCUUCGGAACCUCGGUGGCUGGCUAUCAGCAGAGCCCCUUGGACAUGGACGACGCCUCCGGUGGGAACGUGGGCCUCUUUGGCUCCUUGGCUCCGAAAAACGCCAGCCUGGAACCCCAGGCUUUGACACCCAGCAAUAAGUUAACUGUGGACACCGAAGCUCUGACUCCCUCCAGCACCCUUUGUGAAAACAGUGUCUCGGAACUACUGACCCCUGCCAAAGCCGAUUGGAACGUGCAUCCCGAGUCGGACUUCUUUGGGCACGAGGAAGAAACCCAGUUUGGAUUCUCCAACCCAACAGGAAGCCAGGGUUCUCAGAAAGAAACAGAUCUUAUCACGGUGGCUGGCACCCCGUUUUUGGUAUGAGCCGACUCUGCCCGGGCCCUGACGUGUGGCUCGCUUUGAUUACACUCAAAUCUGAGGAUGUUCUGGACAGAGUGCUCACUUACUUACCUGGGGUCCUUUCUUGCUGCUUUGCAAAGGAGCACAUCUGUGGACUACAGAUUGAGAGAUUGAAAUUCUCAUCCCGAGUCUGGAACUGAUGAGUUCUGUCCCUUAACCUAGCUGAGCCUUAAUUUUUUUCUUUUUACAUAUAAAGGAAGUUGUUUGGUUAAAUAGCUUCUAUUCUAUUUUAAGCUCCUUAGGUUCUUGAUAAUAAGUGAUUUCUUCCUUGAAAUUAAUUGUGAUACUCCAACAAUGAUAUGCUCCUAUUUUGAAUAUAAUGUAAAUUAAGUUAUGUAAUAGUGAAUAUAUACUUUGCACUUCAUGAAUUGUUAAACCCAUGCAUCAUCUUGUUUGUCUUUUUCCCUUCUCUUUUUUAGUAUUAUUUUUGAAGGACUACCAGAUAUUAGUUUAUUCAUAAAUAUUCAAUACAGAGCUUCAGAAUACAUUGGGUCUAGAGGAAAGUCUAUUAUAAUAAUUUUUGUAUCGAUGAAAACCAAUGUUUUUAACUUCAUAUUGUUCUAUAAAUGCUGCCUGGUUUAAUAUUCCUUAAUGUUCUGCAGUAUAUUUUAAUCUGUAUGUUUCAUUUCCCCCUUUUCUUAAGAAUUUAUUCAUUGAAAAUAAUUAUUUUUUGAGGAUAUUUUGCUAUAUCCUGUGUAACAUUUGCUGAUUGUGUCCUGAGUUCACCCAGUUUUCUCAAUUUAGUAGUUAAUAACUUUAUCAUAUUUAAAUAUUAUUUUUGCAUGGAUGUUUUAUAGAUUACCCUGAAUUCUUUUAUCAGUUUGCUUAUAAUGUCUCCUUUCUCUUUUUGUGAUACUGACUGAGAGCCUUUCCUGGUCAGGACAUUUGGUUGUGAUUACUCUGGCUUCUGAUGUGUUCAAAUGUUCUUGUACAAUUGCUAACACUUAGGGGAGGAGGAAUUGUUGUUUAGAACACUUAGAAAAGUUUAACUGAAAUACUAUUCAGUGCCAGAGUAUUUUCUUAAAUGAUGUUAAGACUAACAAGACAAAAUAGCAAAGAAAAUUGUGUUUGCUCUUGUCAUUGUUGACAUUUCUGACAUCUUUUGGUGGUAGUAGGGAGGCUGUGUUGUCAAAUUGCCAUCCAGGACUUUGACAUGAAAGACUCUGAGUCCAGUUUGUGCUCUGUGGUAUUGGAGAGGUUGUCUUGAAGAUAAUAGUCUUACUAAACCUCAGUUUCCUGUUUACUGAUUAAUGUGUAUGCACAUGACUAACAUUUCUUAGACUUUUCUUCUCAUACAGUUUCAACACAUAAGAUAAAGUAUGUAUUUCAGUACAUUUUAAAGACUUUAUAUGCUCUUUUUACAGUUUUAGUUUUUUGUGUUGUUAGGGAAAAAGGCGUAAUUUAACCCUAGUGGUAUUCAAGUUAAUAAAGCAUUGUGAGGUUUAGAAUGAAAAGGAAAGGGUCUCUUUAUUCCUUACCCUGAAUAAUUUUCUUUCCCAAUUUGUUAUGGAAAAACCACGAGUGAAAACACUGCUCACAUGGUUAUCUCCAUACCUCUCCAUUUGUUCAGUCUGUCAACAUCCUUGUUCUGUUUCUAACACUAGGCUUCUCUCUGUGACUGUGGAGUCCCUGAUUCUUUCAAAAUCUGAUAAAGGAGAAGAGGGUGAUCAUAUCCUUUGUGAUCUGAAGAGAGCAUUGUUUAUAGUUUUCCAGAAUUGAAAUCAAAGAUCAAAUCUCAAUAUUGUGUAAACUCUGUACAGAGAGUAUAACGUUUUUAGUUUGUGGAAAAGUUUUCAUAACUUAUGCCUUUUAUUUUUGUUCAGAGCAACCCUGUGAGGUAGCUUUAGCAAAGUCUGUGCAUGUUUCAUAUUAUAGUUUAGCCAACUCACAUUCCAACUGGUUUUGGCUAUGACUGACAAUUCUAUAUAUAGCUUCACAAAAGACAAAAAUAUUUUCACCUCUCCUGUUUGCAACUUCCAAGAUUCACUCUCCUCUAUCAUAACUGGUUGCUCUGUUCCAACAUAAUUGGUUUCUAUAGCUUUUGCUUACUUUUUCUAUAGUCCAGUCCCUUGCCUAUGCAUUCCAGUCCUCACAUACCUUUCUUUUUGUUUGUUUUUCUAAUGAGUAGAUAUCUUUCCUGUGACUAUCCCUUCAACAUUUCCCCCAUGGCACAUUUUCUUUCAGUGCUAGCAUUCACUAAGUGUGUACUAUAGUUCUGUGUGUACAGUAAAAAGCUAUUUUCUGAGCUUAAAUAAUAUUGUGUGUAUAUGAUUCAAAGCAUAAAGGAGAUUAUUUUUUAUGCUGUUCAACUGAGAAGUGAAUUUCUGUUUCAUUGUUUCUAUUUAAAAAGUUUUUGCCAGGGAGUUCUGCUAAUACUUUCUUAUUUGUUCUAGUGUACUAGUCUAGUAGCAUUUGCAUGUAGAUGUCUAUGGAUGACAGACUUUGGAAAUGCACUCAAAAUUUGCCACUAUGAAAUGUUUCCCUGUUGUGUGUAUGUUGGUAUUUAUACACACCCACAGAUACUCGCAAAUAUUUUAAAAAUGGUUGUACGCAUUUAGUGAAGAUGAAAAGUAGACAUACUUUUAUAAAUCAAAGAAAUGCUUAGAAUUUUAUUUUGUCUACCCGUUUGACAGUUUUCCAUGUUUGCGUUGAAACUAUUUGUAUUCAUAAAAAUAUAUUUCAAAAGUGUUAUUCAUUUGAACGUUCCUAAAUAGACCACUAUUUUUUGUGUUUGACAAAUAAGUCUGUCAAAGAUGAGCUGAAUACACAAGUCAUGAAAAUAAAGUAAAUUUAUAAACAUGAA
Mesocricetus auratus (golden hamster) is the source of this 5580-nucleotide messenger RNA. RefSeq names its product zinc finger X-linked protein ZXDB. Lineage: Eukaryota; Metazoa; Chordata; Mammalia; Rodentia; Cricetidae. Gene Ontology annotation, molecular function: transcription coregulator activity. Gene Ontology annotation, cellular component: nucleus. The transcript has a single exon. The record is from RefSeq and is a predicted model, not a curated record. Gene Ontology annotation, biological process: regulation of transcription by RNA polymerase II. Bases 246 to 2741 code for a protein of 831 amino acids.